GGCGGCGCCCGUCUGAGAAUCUGAGGGAUCCCGCGCUGCUGCUACAACUGCAAUUGCCAUCUAGAGAGGGACACAGGGAGGAGCCGCUGGAGCCCAGGCCUGCAGCCGAUCGUCCUUUCCUGUGUCACUCAGAAAUAAUGUUGAUAUUUAGAACUCAUGUCGAACAUCUAUGAAGAGAGGGCAACAAUGAUUGCAGCAGGGGAUUUGCAGGAGUUUGUCCCUUUUGGCCGUGACCACUGCAAGCACCAUCCUAAUGCGCUGAACCUGCAACUUCGACAGCUGCAGCCAGCCUCGGAACUUUGGUCAUCGGAUGGAGCAGCUGGUUUGGUGGGAUCCCUUCAGGAAGUUACUAUCCAUGAAAAGCACAAGGAAACUUGGCAGUUAAGGAAGGGCAUCAGUGAUGUUGGGGAAGAAGUACAAUAUGAUGAAGAAUUGUAUGUGGCCAGCAAUAUGGUCAUUUGGAGCAGAGGGAGUAAAAGUCAAGCUUCUGCUGUUUAUAAAGCGUUUACUGUCGACAGCCCAGUUCUGCAGGCAUUAUGGUGUGAUUUCUCUAUACCCCAGGAUAAGUCUGACAAAGUGGAAGAUAACAAUGAAAUAGUCGAAAAGUGUAUCUGCAUAUUACAGAGCUCUUGCAUAAAUAUUCACAGUAUUGAAGGAAAGGAUUACAUUGCUUCCUUGCCCUUUCAGGUAGCAAAUGUCUGGCCAACAAAAUAUGGCUUGUUGUUUGAACGUAGUAGUUCCUCGCAUGAAAUGCCUCUAAGUCCAGCCAGAGAGCCUUUGCCCACCAUGUUCAGCAUGCUUCACCCUUUGGAUGAAAUAACACCAAUGGUUUGUAAGUCUGGAGGUUUGUUUGGCUCUGCCCGAGUACAGUAUGUUGCUGAUUACUCCAUGAGAAUUGUUUUCCUCAAUGCGGAACCUUCCAUUUUAAUGACGUAUGAUGCUGUUCAGAGCUUACAUACCAUCUGGGCACUUCGAAGAGUAAAAGCAGAGGAGCAGAAUGCUGUCUUAAAGUUCUCGGAGCAAGUGGGAACUCUCCAGCAUGGAGCCCCUAGCAGUUCUUUCACUGUCCACCUUCGGAAUUUGUCUAAGGGAGAUUCACCUGUAGUUUCUCCCUUUCAGAACUAUUCUUCUAUCCAUAGUCAAAGCAGGUCGGCCUCAUCUCCCAGCAUCCAUUCCCGCUCACCUUCCAUAUCCAACAUGGCAGCUCUCAGCCGGUCUCAUUCCCCAGCCUUGGGGGUGCAUUCUUUCUCAGGCGUGCAGAGAUUCAACUUCUCCAGUCAUGCACAAUCUCCAAGGAGGCACAGUGCCUGCCAUUCUCCUAACAGUGCUACUGACUCCUUCCUUGCCCCUGAAACAGAACUCAUUGUUCCAGAGCUUUGCAUAGACCAUCUGUGGACAGAGGCCUUCACUACCACAAGGGAGAAGAACUCUCAAGCCUCCAAAGUAUUUAUUACGACUGACCUUUGUGGGCAAAAGUUCCUGUGCUACCUAGUAGAGUCCCAGCUCCAGUUGCGCUGUGUCAGGUUUCAGCAGAGUAAUGACAUGUCACAGUUGAUCUUUGGCUCUGUUACCAACAUACAGGCAAAGGAUGCGGCUCCAGUGGAAAGUGUUGAUACAAUGCUGGUUCUGGAAGCCAAUGGAAACUUAGUCCUGUACACUGGAGUUGUGCGGGUAGGAAAGGUUUUCAUACCUGGCUUGCCAGCUCCAUCACUGACCAUGUCAUCCCAGAUGCCUCGGCCAAGCACUCCUUUGGAAAGUAUUAGCACUCCUUCCAAACCUUUGAAUAAGCACCUUGGACCCUUAGAUGAGCAGGGAGUGUUGUCCCCUGUUCCAGAGCUGAGGGAUUCUUCCAAACUUCAAGACUCCUCUUAUAUUGAUGAUUGCACUUUUCAACAGCUUUCAACUUUUGUUCAUUCAGUGAGAGAUCCUGUGCAGAACAGAGUGACUUUGGAACUCAGCAAUGCCACAAUGGUUAGAAUUACCAUUCCUGAAAUUGCAACUUCAGAAUUAGUCAAAAGAUGUUUGCAAGGCAUUAAAUGCAUCCUGCCCAAGGAGGUUGCUGUGCAAAUGCUUGUCCGAUGGUAUAAUGCUUACAAUGCCCCGGGAGGACCAAGUUACUACUCAGAGUGGAACUUAUUUGUUACCUGCCUGAUGAAUAUGAUGGGUUACAACACAGACAGAGUGGCCUGGACGCGCAAUCUUGAUUUUGAAGGAUCUCUUUCUCCAGUCAUUGCUCCCAAGAAAGCCCGGCCAUCAGAAACAGGAUCAGAUGAAGACUGGGAAUACCUGCUAAACUCUGACUAUCAUAAAAAUGUUGAAUCUCACCCAUUGGCCAAGGCUCUACGGUUGGAUCCUCUGGAAGCAAAAUUUCCCAAGGACAACCUUUCUCACAACCACUGCUUGGAUUCCACCACUCUUCUCUUUCCCCACAUCCCAACUAUCUUCUGUGUGCUUCACUUAAUCUAUGAGGAACUCAAGCUGAAUUGCUUGAUGGGUGAAGGAAUCCGUUCCCUUGUUGUUCUGCUGGUUCAGCUGGCAAGGGACUUAAAACUGGAAGCUUAUCUUGAUUAUUACUUCAGAGACUUUCCAGUGCUUGUAAAAACUUCCAGGCAAGCAUGCAUGAUUGAUCCAGCCCAAACAGAUUACAUGCAUCACCCUCCAUUUUUUUUGGCUGAGCCUCCAAGCAUCUUUCAGUGGUUGAGUUCCUGUCUGAAGGGCGAGAGGGUGUCCCCCUACCCUUACUUGCCUGGAAUCUGUGAAAGGAGCAAGCUAGUAGUACUGAGUGUUGUGCUGUACAUACUUGGUGAUGAAAGAGCUGUUUCAAAUGAAGCAUCCAACUACUUGUCCAAGAUAACUUCAGGGCAGCAGAAGCAACAAAAUGAACAGGAAGAAUCUCGGUGCAGUUUUAGGCAUGACUCAUCUGCUUCCAGUCUAGCUGAAAAGCUAGUUGUCUGGAUGACAAAUGUAGGUUUCACCCUAAGAGACUUGGAGUCUUUGCCAUUUGGAGUCGCUCUUCCUAUCAGAGAUGCAAUAUAUCACUGCCGACAGCAACCUGCCUCUGACUGGCCAGAAGCUGUUUGUCUUCUGAUAGGCCGGCAAGAUCUUUCCAAACAGGCAUGCGAGGGAAAUUUGCCAAAAUAUAAAGCUUCUGACACCCAGGUACUCUCGUCCGAUAUGCCCUCGACUGCAGAGUCAGAGGAGGAGGAUGAUGGGAUGAAUGAUAUGAACCAAGAGGUGAUGUCGCUAAUAUGGAGCGAAGACCUGAGAGUGCAGGAGGUGCGCAGGCUUUUGCAGAGUGCCCACCCGGUCCGCGUCAGUGUAGUUCAGAUGCCAGAAGUCAGUGACCACGAAUAUAUAGAAGAGAAAGAAAACCGGCUUCUGCAGUUGUGUCAGCGGACUAUGGCGCUGCCCUUGGGAAGAGGAAUGUUUACCUUGUUCUCUUACCAUCCAGUUCCAACAGAACCCCUGCCUAUUCCCAAGCUGAACCUGACAGGCCGAGCUCCUCCUAGGAAUACUACUGUGGAUCUCAACAGUGGAAAUAUAGAUGUGCCCCCUAACAUGGCUUGUUGGGCCAACUUUCAUAAUGGUGUGGCUGCUGGACUGAAGAUAGCACCAGCUUCCCAAAUAGACUCAGCAUGGAUUGUCUACAACAAACCCAAAAAUGCAGAACUAGCCAAUGAGUACGCAGGCUUUCUUAUGGCCCUGGGUUUGAAUGGUCAUCUCACCAAGCUUGCAACCCUCAACAUCCAUGACUAUUUGACAAAGGGCCACGAGAUGACAAGCAUCGGGCUGCUGCUUGGGGUUUCCGCUGCCAAGCUGGGCACAAUGGAUAUGUCUAUCACUCGGCUGCUCAGCAUCCACAUACCUGCCCUGCUUCCGCCAACGUCCACCGAGCUGGACGUUCCUCACAAUGUGCAAGUGGCAGCUGUAAUAGGGAUAGGCCUGGUGUACCAGGGGACGGCUCAUAGGCACACCGCUGAGGUUCUGCUGUCAGAAAUAGGACGCCCCCCAGGACCUGAGAUGGAGUACUGCACUGACAGAGAGUCCUAUUCACUUGCUGCCGGUUUAGCUUUGGGCAUGGUGUGCCUUGGGCAUGGCAGCAGCUUGAUUGGCAUGUCAGACCUCAAUGUGCCCGAGCAGCUUUACCAGUAUAUGGUUGGUGGCCAUCGGCGUUUUCAAGCUGGAAUGCACCGAGAAAAACACAAGUCUCCAAGCUACCAAAUAAAGGAAGGAGAUACCAUAAAUGUGGAUGUCACCUGCCCAGGGGCAACUCUGGCACUAGCAAUGAUCUAUCUGAAAACUAACAACAGGUCGAUUGCUGAUUGGCUUCGAGCCCCAGACACAAUGUAUUUGUUGGAUUUUGUGAAACCAGAAUUUCUUUUAUUAAGGACACUUGCUCGGUGCUUGAUCUUGUGGGAUGAUAUAUUACCCAGUUCGAAGUGGAUUGACAGUAAUGUGCCACAAAUUGUUAGAGAGAACAGUGUAUCCCUUCAUGCGACUGAAAUGCCUUCAUCGGAAGACCUGAAUUUGGAGACACUGGCGCAGGCUCACGUAUACAUCAUUGCUGGGGCCUGUUUGUCUUUGGGUUUUCGAUUUGCUGGUUCAGAAAAUCUGGCUGCCUUUAAUUGUCUGUUCGCAUUUGCAAAAGAUUUCAUGAAGUGUUUGUCCUCAGCUACAGCUUCCAUCGCUGGUCACUAUAACUUGGAAACCUGUCUGAGUGUCGUGUUGCUCUCCCUUGCAAUGGUGAUGGCAGGAUCUGGAAACUUGAAGGUCCUCCAGCUCUGUCGUUUCAUGCACAAGAAGACUGGUGGGGAGAUGAACUAUGGAUUCCAUAUGGCACAUCAUAUGGCUCUUGGACUCCUCUUUUUGGGAGGAGGAAGGUACUCACUGAGCACUUCUAAUUCUUCAAUUGCUGCUCUUCUCUGUGCACUCUACCCUCAUUUCCCAGUUCACAGCACUGACAAUAGGUAUCACCUUCAGGCCUUGCGGCAUCUUUAUGUGCUGGCAGCAGAGCCCAGGCUCCUUGUCCCGGUGGAUGUGGAUACAGACACCCCUUGCUAUGCACUACUUGAGGUUACCUACAAGGGAACUCAGUGGUAUGAAGAGACAACAGAAGAAUUAAUGGCACCCACCCUCCUCCCAGAACUUCACUUGCUGAAGCAGAUCAGAGUGAAAGGCCCACGAUACUGGGAACUGCUGAUUGAUUUAAGCAAAGGCACUAACCACCUAAAAUCAAUUCUUUCAAAAGAUGGCGUUCUGUAUGUAAAGUUGAGAGCUGGGCAACUUUCAUACAAGGAAGAUCCAAUGGGUUGGCGAAGCCUGCUAGCACAGACGGUCACUCAUCGCAAUGCAGAUGCCAGGGCAUUCAAGCCAGAAGCUAUUUCAGCUUUCACAUCAGAUCCUGCGCUGCUCUCAUUUGCUGACUACUUUUGCAAACCAGCUACAAAUAUGGGGCAAAAACAGGAAGUGUUUGAUCUUUUCUCAUCUAUCCUGUAUGAAUGUGUGACGCAGGAGAAUCCAGAGAUGCUGCCGGCUUAUAUUGCAAUUGACCAGGCUGUAAGAAGAUUAGAAAAAAGAGAAAUGUCGGAGACAUUUGACUUGUGGCAAAUAAAGUUGGUUCUAGAAUUUUUUAAUUCCAGAAGUCACCAGGAGAGAAUGAGGAAAAAUCCACACCUGGGGCUCUUCAUGAACUCAGAGUUUUUACCUGUGAUGAAGUGUUCUAUUGAUAAUACACUGGACCAGUGGCUACAAGCUGGUGGUGAUGUCUGCUUGCACUCCUAUUUAAGUGGACAGCCUACUGAUGACUCUCAGCUAAGUAUGUUGGCCUGCUUCCUUGUAUACCAUUCAGUCCCAACUCUGGGACAACUUGUAGCUGGAGGCCUGGAAGGUAGUGCAAGCUUCUCAGAACUGCUUCUGAAAUUCAAGCCAUUGAAAAUGCCAGUCCGUGGACUACUAAGACUUGCUCCUUUGCUACUGGGAAAUCCACAGUCAAUGGUUUCGUGAAAGCAAUAACAUGAAUUUAACAUAACCACAUGACCAAAUGCCGGUACUGAUGCAGUAUUUGACAUUAAACGAAAGACACAUAAAUGAGGUCGGCUUCACUUUCAAGUUCACACUUUGAAUACAUUUUUCAUUCCCCUUUUACGUUUUGAGAGUGAUAAACAGAAAUUUAUAUAUUGUUGGAUGAUUGAUAUGCCUGUGCAAAGUAAUGCAUUUACUUUUUUGUAAACAAAGUUUGUUUAAGAAACAAAAAAUGAACACACCCCAGCAACACUGCUGCAAAACACCUUGAUAAUAUAUUUAGCAAAUAAACCAUCUGGAAGUAA
Varanus komodoensis (Komodo dragon) is the source of this 6326-nucleotide messenger RNA. It is a transcript of the gene ANAPC1, whose product is annotated as anaphase promoting complex subunit 1. Gene Ontology annotation, molecular function: molecular adaptor activity. Bases 157 to 6003 code for a protein of 1948 amino acids. Gene Ontology annotation, cellular component: anaphase-promoting complex. Gene Ontology annotation, biological process: metaphase/anaphase transition of mitotic cell cycle; anaphase-promoting complex-dependent catabolic process; protein K11-linked ubiquitination. The transcript is spliced from 48 exons. The record is from RefSeq and is a predicted model, not a curated record. NCBI's taxonomy places the organism in Eukaryota, Metazoa, Chordata, Lepidosauria, Squamata, Varanidae.